AGAACAGAAAGAUGAUGCGGUGAAAAGGAAGCAAAAAAAGGGGUAAAAACAGGAUUUCCUACACACUGGUAUGUGCCGCUGCCUACGUUACUAUAUAAUCUCACAGGAGAAAAGUCAUCUUCAGUGAGUCUUACCUCCACAGGACCGCAAACGCUGACAGACGCCCUUCGGACCUCACCCAGGGAGGAAAUAUUACACUAUUUGAGUAACAAUCCCGAGGAGAUUGUGUGAUUCUGGAUGAAACGAAAGUACGCCGCAAUUCCACCAGUCAGUCUGUUGCCUGCCUGUCAUCCCCUGGGUCAGAGAUGACUGCCUCCAAGCCCCUGUUCCUCUCAGCCAUUGUAAUCCUCAGCAUCUCCUCUUAUGUGCUCCACCAGAGGCUCCUACUGCUGGCUCAGACAGGGACCGCUCAUCAACACGAACCCAGGAACCUCACCAUCCUGCUGUGGCACUGGCCCUUCGGCCGUCCCUACAGCCUGGAGGGAGAUGUGUGCAGCGACGAGUACGCUAUCCCAGACUGCCUCCUCAGUGACAACACCUCCCUGUUCCCCCAGGCAGACGUGGUGGUCUUCCACCACCAUGAGCUGAAGACCGGCCGCUCUGCCCUGCCUCUCCACCUCCCCCGGUCAGUCUCCCAGCGCUGGCUCUGGCUGUCCCUUGAGCCCCCGGUGCACAAUGGCAACCUGACCCAGUACAACGGACUGUUCAACUGGACCAUGAGCUACCGAGGCGACGCUGACAUAUCCAUGCCCUAUGGGAAGAUAGUUCCGGUUCCACAUAACGGUAUCAGUAACGGUAGCAGCUAUGUGAUCCCCAAGAAGGGGGCUUGUCUGGCCAGCUGGGUGGUCAGCAACUACAGGCCGGACCAUGCCAGGAGUCAAGUCUACCAGAGCCUGAGGAAGUACAUUCCCAUAGAGGUGUAUGGACACUGGUCAAAGAGGCCACUGACCGACCAAAGUCUGAUACCCACCAUUGGCCACUGUAACUUCUACCUGGCUUUUGAAAACUCAUUGGCAUUGGACUACAUAACUGAGAAGUUGUGGAGGAAUGCCUACCAAGCAGGGGCAGUACCUGUGGUUCUGGGGCCCACUCGGGCUAACUAUGAGGCCCUUGUGCCACCAGGCUCGUUCAUCCAUGUCAGUGACUUCAAUAGCACAGAGGGGCUGGCUGUCUUCCUACAGCAGUUGGCCACAGACAGAGGACGCUAUGAGGGUUACUUCAAGUGGCGUCAGACACAUAGAAUCAAGAUGUACACAGACUGGAGAGAGAGGCUCUGUAAUAUCUGUGUCAACUAUCAAAGACUACCAGGUAACAAGGUGUACUACGAUCUGGAGGCAUGGGCCAGUAGAUAACAUCAUAGAUGCUUUUGCUACUGUAGGUUGUUCAAGAACUUGUACAGUAGCCUGUUUUUCCCCAUGCAAAACAGCAGUCUGCAGUGAAACUUGAAAUGCAUUCAGUGCUUCUGCACCUGCAUUGCUUGCUGUUUGGGGUUUUAGGCUGGGUUUCUGUACAGCACUAGAUAUCAGCUGAUGUAAGAAGGGCUAUAUAAAUUAAUUUGAUUUGAUUUGGUUCAGUUCUGGUGGUGGGCCCCUUUCACAUCAGCUUGAUGACAUUACAACACUGACUUUGGUUCCCUAAUUCAGAAACACCACAGGACAAUCACAACUUCUGUAAAAGAGGGAAGUCAUUCCUCUAACACCCAUCUUUCUGACACAAUACAUUUUUAGUUCAUAUGUUAGAUGCUUUGAUUUAUUAUUAGUAGUAGUAUGUAUUUUUUUUCUGUAUCUAAUCAGGUUGACAAAUGUGGGUGGGCAAGUGGGAGGGAUAGGGAAGGCUCAGGGGACAAACAAGGGAUUUUCGGGAUUCGGAGCGGUUUCACUUUUGUAAAAAUGUAAUGGCACAAGACAAUGUCUUUCCCGGCAGUAAUAUUGAAUCAAUGAAAGCUUACCCUCAAUAUUAUUGUCGGGAAAGACAACAUUGUCUUGUGCCAUUACAAUUGCACCAUGGUCUAGCUAGCCGACACGGUUGUGACAUUUCCUUAUUUCCAUCAUUUUCUUUUUCGUCCUUUUUUAUUUACGUUUUUUAUUCUUGAAGUUUUAAGCAUACAGUAUAGUUCAUACCCUUUCCUUAAGCAUAAUGACUAAUGCAAGUAAGUUGCCAACCUUAGCAUGACUUACUCGAUUUAAGCCCUUGGCUCUUAUGGGGAGAAUAGGCAGUUGAUGAAUGUCCUCCAUCACACUUGGUUCAGGGUUUUUCCAGAUCACACCAAUUGAGGCUGUUCUCUCUCCUUCUGGGUCAACCCCUGUUUCUUUUCCCCUGAAAAAGAAUAGUAAACCAUAAACAAAAUCCCUGUGCCAAUACUCACUCAAUUCCUCUCAGAGAGAUUACUGUGCAUUAAAAGUUCUGCAUGUCACUCAAUUCAAACUACCUCCUCUGUAACCUGAUGUAACUGUAUGACCAAUAGUGAUGCAUAUUAUUGGAUUUCUAGUUCCAAUGAAAGUUACACACACCAACGUUGCAUCUCAAAUGGUACCCUAUUACCUACAUAGUGAAAUUUAUAGGGAAUAGUGUGCCAUUUGGGAUACAGCCGUAGUUUCUGGAGAUGUUGCUUUAUAAAUCUCUAUAUCUAUGGAUUCAGGGAACAAUAAUUGACCACUAUGCACAUAUAGCUCUGGCCACCAGAUGUCAUGAUUGCCUAAAAACUGAAUAACAUAUGGAAACAAUAAAGAUAUGCUUUUUACAUUUCUUCAGUGGUGUAAAGUACUUAAGUAAAAAUACAACUUAACUAGUUUUUUGGGGGGGUAUCUGUACUUUACUAUUUAUAUUUUCAAAAUGGUUUACUUUUACUUCACUAGAUUCCAAAAGAAAUGUACUUUUUACUCCAUACACUUUACCCGACACCCAAAAGUACUUGAAUGCUUAGAAGGACAAGAAAGUGAUCCAGUUCACGCACUUAUCAAGAGAACAUCCCUGGCUAUCCCUACUGCCUCUGAUCUGGCGACUCACUAAACACAAAUGCUUUCCUCUCAAAAUAUCAACAUUUCCUGUCUGUUUCUCCUCACUUUGAAAACAUCUACAGUCCUAUUGAUCUGAUUGGUUACUGAUCUGAUUGGUUACUAAUAAUAUCAUUUAAAACCCCUCAAAUUGUGUCCCAUAUGUGUUUAGACACGGUGACCAUUUAUGUUUGUGAAUUAUAUCUGAGUGUUGGAGUGUGCCCCUGGCUAUCCGUAAAUUAAAAAAACAAGAAAAUUGUGCUGUCUGCUUUGCUUAUGUAUAAUACUGAAAUAUAUUUUGAUACUUAAGUAUAUUUUAGCAAUUACAUUUACUUUUGAUACUUAAGUA
This is a messenger RNA of Oncorhynchus tshawytscha (Chinook salmon), 3342 nucleotides long. RefSeq names its product fucosyltransferase 7 (gene fut7). Bases 306 to 1352 code for a protein of 348 amino acids. Gene Ontology annotation, molecular function: alpha-(1->3)-fucosyltransferase activity. NCBI's taxonomy places the organism in Eukaryota, Metazoa, Chordata, Actinopteri, Salmoniformes, Salmonidae. Gene Ontology annotation, cellular component: membrane. The transcript has 2 exons. The record is from RefSeq and is a predicted model, not a curated record.